Messenger RNA from Achroia grisella, 16175 nucleotides. RefSeq names its product dynein axonemal heavy chain 8 (gene kl-3). Gene Ontology annotation, cellular component: dynein complex. The transcript is spliced from 90 exons. Gene Ontology annotation, molecular function: dynein intermediate chain binding; ATP binding; dynein light intermediate chain binding. Lineage: Eukaryota; Metazoa; Arthropoda; Insecta; Lepidoptera; Pyralidae. The record is from RefSeq and is a predicted model, not a curated record. Bases 80 to 14116 code for a protein of 4678 amino acids. Gene Ontology annotation, biological process: microtubule-based movement.
UAAAAAUAUCAAUUGUACAUUGGUACGUCGGUUUACUUAAUAUUGAAACUGAAUUUAAGAUAUAAAAUUAUCGACGAUUAUGUCUGGAGAAGGCGGUGAGCCCCCGCCAGAAGGUCCAGCAGCUGAGGCUACUGUUAGUGGUGUACCUGAUAAAACUAUAGAACGGGAUGAAGUUGUAGCAGAAACUACAGCGAAAGUAGAAGAAUUAUCUAAUAGGAUGUCGCGGAAGCAGUCUGCUUUUCCAGAAGUGAUAGGCGACGAGGAGCGUGUAGAAGUAGAUAGAACUGCACUUGAAGCCAUACUCGAUGUCGGGUCCCGACUACAAGAUAUUCAGAAAAAGAGUAAAGUUUCAAUGAGUACGUUAGCCUUGGCUCAUGAGUCUUAUAAAGACAAACAAGCAAAGGCUAAAGACGCUCGUAAUAAUAGAAUUGGAGGUAUUAAAAAUCAGCAUCGAUUUUUGUUGGAAAAUGCAGCAGCAACAUUAAACAAAAGCAUUGAAUAUGUAUUGGAGGGAGUGUUUGACGCUGAUGUUCACAUAGAUCUUUUAGAGAGCGCUGUUGCUGAAGGUGGAAGAAAUUGUAUAGUUCUGUGUGAUGCUUUGUUACCGCCAUUAAAAAUGGAAUCGGGGCGAUUUAUACAUAACCAGAAAGCAAGGAUGGAACGUACUUAUAUAUCUGAUGCGUCUACUAUAGGAACGGAGGGCAUAUGUAUAGCAAUGUAUAGGAUAAAGAACAAAGCUAUUGAUACAAAAAAUGUAGCCGAUGAUUAUUAUAUGGUGAUGUUUGAUAUGAACCGAGAAACGGAGAAUGUAGUUUCUGGUAUUUACAAAACUAUGAAUCGUGUGUACGUGCCCGCUCUAUACGCUUGUAAAGCAUGGGGUGACAUCAACCCACCAAAUCCUAAGAGUGCUGAUAUUAUCAAGUACUAUAAAUCAAAGAUAAUGUUAUUCAUUGAAUAUCUAGAAAAAACCAAAGUAGAUUUGGAUUGUUGCACGAAAUUCAAAAUAAAUCUAAUGUUGUAUGAAGAUGAACUGUCCGAUUUAGAUAAAAUGAAACUAGCUGUAACAAAAACUCACGUUCUAGAAGAAAUAUGUUCUUAUGUCAAACAGUGGGUCAGGCAAAUUACUAUGGUUUUAGUACAAAGUCAGCAGCUGCGUCGUGAACCUGCCAAUAUAGGGCCUUUGGCGGAGUUGGACCAUUGGCGACGACAAUUGACCACAUUUACCUCUAUUAUAGAGCAUAUCAAGAGCGAUCCUUGUCAUAUGUACAUACACACGUUGAUUCGAGCUAAAUCUAAACUUAUAAAGAAAUGGCGGUUGUUGGAUAAUCAAGUCACUGAUUAUUACAAUGAGGCUUAUGAUAAUGUAAAAUAUUUAUACGCUUUGGAAAAAUAUUGCGAACCGUUAUAUAGAUGCGAUCCAGUUACAAUGCAGCAGUAUAUACCAGGCCUGAUCUAUACAAUUCGCAUGAUAUUCGCAACAUCCCGGUACUAUAACACUACAAAGCAAAUAUCGACGUUGUUGGUUAAAGUUACUAAUCAGAUACUCAAUAUGUGUAUGGAUUAUUUAACUAAUAGUGGUAAGAGGACCAUUUGGAACCAGGAUAAGUUAAAUUUUAUAAAGAAAGCAAGGUUGUGCCUGAACCUAUAUAACUUUUACCUUGAGUGCUACAGUGAAACUCAGAAGGAGAUGAUGGAAGCUGCUGACGAGAGGCCGUUUGAUUGUUCCGAAAUGUAUAUAUUUGGCAAGUUCGAAACGUUCAGAACACGAUUGCAAAAGAUAAUUGAUUUAUUCCAAACUUAUAUUACUUAUUAUGUCUUAAAUAAAACUACAUUAGAAGGUAUCGAAGAGUAUGCGACUAAUUUUAAUAAACUUUUCAAGACAAUAUCUACUAAAAGUUACGAUGCUUUAGAUCACAGGCGGCCCGAUUUUGAUAAAGAUUAUAAAGUAUACAAAGAUGCCGUCGCCAGCCAAGAGUUAUUGUUGGAAAAUUUCAUGAUUGCGAGCGUUAAUAAAUGCCCAACAACGGAAAUUGCGCUCCAAUUGUUAUUACGAUUUGGAACGCUAAAAUUGGAUUGCUUGUAUCUUGAAGAUCAAUAUUACGAUCUGAUAAGUAAAUACACUGCUGAAAUUGAGUCUAUACGUGACAGAUAUAAUGAGGAACGAGAAAAUCCAGAGUUACCGAGGAAUAUGCCGCCAGUUGCCGGCAGAGUCAUGUGGAUUAGAUUUUAUGAUGAAAAUAUCAAACGACCAAUGAAAGAAUUCAUGAAACAUUAUGAAGUUAUUACACAUAUGAAUACACAAAGGUGUAUAAAAUUAUACAACGUAAUGAGUAUAGUAUUCACGGAAUUUGAAUUAAUAUAUCAUAAAGCCUGGGUAGAAAAUGUUGGGCAGGUGCGCCUCGGUUUGAUCGCGCCGCUUUUAAUUCGGCAUCCUGUAACUAACAUGUAUAUUGUGAACUUUAGUAUUUAUAUACCGGAGUGUAUUAGAGAGGUAGAGUACAUGUGGCAGUUGGGACUCAAUGUACCUGAUGGAGCUCAGGUGGUUGCGUUCUGUAAAGAUAAAAUACUGGGACAUUAUGAACGAAUAAAAUAUUUAGUUGAAAGAAAUAACCAGAUAAGAAGGAGUAUGCCUAAGUUAUAUUUACCUUUGCUUCGAGCUCAAUUGAUUAAACUCGAGAAAGCGUUCCAACCAGGUCUAUCCACCAUAACGUGGACUUCAUUAGAAAUACCCUCGUAUUGUGAUAAGAUAGAUGCAAUAUUGGACGAAGUAGAUCUCUUCGUUAAAGAGGUGGUAGACAUGAAAGAAGCUCGUAUUGACGCGAUUUUACAGUCCAUUACAAAAACCUUGUUAGUGUACCUUCCGGAAGAAGCUGUCGACCCAGGAGUGUUUUAUGAAGAGAAUUAUAAUAGACGUGACGAAAUAGCAUCUGAUUUACAACAGAAGUCAUGUAAUGCAGAAAUUGCAGUCAUUGAGUUGGUUAAUAAAUUUUUAGACAGUGUACCUUCAAAACAAAUUCAGGACUUGAAAGAUAAUUGGUUAGAUACAGAGAAGGCAUUAAAACAAGUAACGUCUGCCACAAGAGUAUUUCCAGAGGAUGCUGCAUUUGUAGAGAUAGAAAAUCCAGAUAGAUUUGACGUAUUGCCUGCGAUCAAUGAGUGCAACGAACUAUUUGCUUAUUUUGCUACCAAGUGUCUGGAAUCCCUCAUUAAGUGCACAAGGCAGAGCUUAGAUCUGCUCCGCCGACGGGCUUCUGUAUCUAGCUUCCUUACAAUGACUACUGAUCCCGAGGAACAAAAGAAACUGAAGCCUCUUAUGUUGACUAUGAUGUAUUUAAUGAUUCCUCGCAUUUUAAUAAAGCCAACCCUGGAGGAAAUACAGAAUUCAUUUUCUCAAGUGGUGUUGAAUUGUAUUAUGGAUAUUCACCGUUACGUCUUUAUGUGGGGACAACAAGAAUUAAUAAAAAAGGAAAAAAUGGAGGGACGGUCUUUGUUAAACAGUAGGAGUAUGAGUGCUGGGUCAAGAUCAGGAUCGAAUAUACUUGGUAUCAGAAAUUACUUCAGAAUGGUUUCGGAACAUAAAGACAUUGUGAGAUCAGUAAUGGCUUUACAAGGAAUGAUGUAUAUGUUUAAACCAGACAUAGAGAAACUGCUAAAAACUUAUGGCAGGUUCGCGCCUUUAUGGGCCGAGGAUAGAGUCCAACAGGUGCAAAGCUUCGUUGAUUCAAAUCCUCUCAAUGUAAUCAUCAGAGAUAUGCUCAAAAAAUAUGAAAAACAAACUGAAGAAGUUUUAAAUUUGCCAGAACGGCAUAUUAUAGGUUCAAUUCAAAUCAAUAUGGAUAAAAUAAAAUUAGCAUUGCACGUGGAAUCUGUAGAAUGGAAGCGUAUAUUAGGUAAAUUGCUAAGUCAGGCAUACAAGGAACGUGUACAAAGAUUAAUGCAAUUCAUCAAUGACCGCAUGAAGACGAUGGGCAAGAAGAUCAAGGAUUUGGAUGAUGUCAGAUUGGCUAUGUUGUGUCUUGAAUUGAUCCGAGAAGAAUUCAUAGGUAUGGACAUGGAAUUAGAUUUAAUUGAAGAAAGCUACGCGACAUUUGCACAAUUUAAUAUUGAUAUACCUAAGGACGAUGCGGAUAUGGUUUAUGGAUUACGAUAUGCAUUCCAGAAUAUGCUAUUAACUUCACAACAAGUACAACAGAAAAUUGUAGAUAUGCAAGGACCUCUGCAGAAAGAAUUGACUGAGGGUGUGGCGACAUUCCUUGAAGACGUGUUGAAAUUCGACGCCGAUUACGAUGCCUUCGGGCCGAUGACCCCUGGCCUCAGUGCCAGAGAGGCUAGUGACAGAGUUAUUAUGUUUCAAUCAAGAUUCGAUGACCUAUGGCGACGAUUCGAAAUGUAUUCCAAUGGUGAAAAGUUAUUUGGAAUGGAAGUAAAGGACUAUCCUAUAUUGCAUCAAAAGAAGAAAGAAUUUAAUUUACUCAGCAAAUUGUACAGUUUGUAUUUAGCUGUUAUGAACUCCAUUGACGGGUAUUUUGAAACACCCUGGGUUGAAAUCGAUAUUCAACAAAUCAUAGCACAAUUGACAGAAUUCGAUAUUAGAUGCCGAAAAUUGCCGAAGGGAAUGAAAGAUUGGCCUGCUUUCAUCGAAUUAAAGAAUAAAAUUGACGAUUUCAAUCAAACUUGUCCCUUGCUCGAGUUGAUGGCAGAUAAAUCAAUGAAGGAUAGACAUUGGAGGAGACUAGAGAAACUUAUGAAUUGUGUUUUGGAUGUGGAAUCCGAUUCAUUUACACUUGCUAAUGUUAUGGAAGCACCCCUAUUGAAAAAUAAGGAAGAUGUAGAGGAUAUCUGCAUAAGUGCUGUCAAAGAAAAAGAUAUUGAAGCAAAAUUGAAACAAGUGAUUGCUGAUUGGGCAGUCGUAGAUCUAACAUUUGCGCCAUUCAAAAAUCGUGGCGAGUUACUUCUUAAGGCGCAGGAUACCCUAGAUAUUAUUACUAUGCUAGAAGAUUCUCUGAUGGUGCUGAAUUCUUUAGCGUCUAACAGGUACAAUGCACCGUUUAAAAAGGAUAUACUUUUGUGGAUUAAUAAGUUGGUAAGCACGAGUGAGAUUCUAGAGAAGUGGCUUCAAGUGCAGAACUUAUGGAUGUAUCUGGAGGCUGUAUUUGUAGGUGGUGAUAUUGCAAAACAGUUGCCGGCGGAAGCUAAGAGAUUUGGCACAAUCGACAAAACUUACGUCAAGAUUAUGUACCGCGCCCGUGAUAUAGUUAACUGUGUAGAGACUUGUACUUCUGAUGAAACCCUCAAGCAGCUGUUACCACAUCUAUUUGAACAGUUAGAAGCUUGCCAGAAAUCGCUUACGGGUUACCUCGAGAUGAAGCGAUUGAUAUUCCCGAGGUUCUUUUUCGUGUCAGAUCCAGUGUUGCUAGAGAUUCUUGGACAGGCAUCAGAUCCUCAUUCUAUACAGCCCCAUCUUCCGAGCAUCUUUGAUGCAAUGUAUACAGUCGAUUUCGAUGACAAGGAGAGGAUAAUAAAUAUGAAUUCUGAUAAUGGCGAGACUAUUCCUCUGGAACGACCUGUCGCCUGCGUUGGAGGUGUAGAGAUCUGGUUGAAUACUUUGUUGGAUACAAUGAAAGAUACGGUUAGGAAUAUGAUUGCUAACAUUUCACAAACUAUGUCUGGCGAUCCGGAAUUCGAGUUUUUAGUGGGGUUUUGGAAUUUCCCUGGACAGGCUGGCUUGUUAGGUAUGCAAAUUUUGUGGACCAGUGAUGCAGAAUAUGCGCUAAAGAAGGCUAGAGCGGACCGGUUUAUUAUGAGGCUGACCAAUCAGAAAUUCCUUGACUUAUUGAAUGGAUUAAUUGAUAUGACAGUCAAAGACUUAGUGCCUUUAGAUAGGACUAGAGUUGAAACUAUGAUUACGAUUCAUGUCCAUCAAAGAGAUAUUUUUGAUGAUUUAGUACGGAUGAGAAUUAAAUCACCCAUAGACUUUGAAUGGCAGAAACAGGCUCGAUUCUAUUAUUUUGAAGAUAGUGACGAUUGUAUCGUAUCAAUAACAGAUGUGGAUUUCUUAUAUCAGAAUGAAUAUCUCGGCAUCACAGAGCGUUUAGUAAUCACGCCUCUGACGGAUCGCUGCUAUAUCACGCUCUCGCAGGCGAUCGGUAUGAGUAUGGGCGGUGCACCUGCAGGACCCGCGGGUACAGGCAAAACUGAGACCACCAAGGACAUGGGCAGAACGCUUGGGAAACUAGUCAUUGUGUUCAACUGCUCUGACCAGAUGGACUUUAGAGGCUUAGGGCGUAUUUACAAAGGGCUGGCGCAAUCAGGAACUUGGGGUUGUUUCGACGAGUUCAAUCGCAUUGAACUUCCAGUGUUGUCGGUAGCGGCGCAGCAAAUUUAUAUCUGCCUUACCGCCAGACGAGAAAAGAGAGAGUUCUUUAUAUUUAGUGAUGGCGACGUAGUGAGUCUGAACCCCGAGUUUGCCUUUAUCAUCACUAUGAAUCCAGGAUACGCGGGCCGCCAGGAGUUGCCGGAGAACCUAAAGAUUCAGUUCCGUUCUGUAGCCAUGAUGGUACCUGACAGACAGAUCAUUAUAAGAGUCAAGUUGGCUAGUUGUGGUUUUAAGGAGAAUAUAUUGCUAGCCCGUAAGUUCUUCACCCUGUACAAGUUAUGCGAAGAGCAAUUGUCUAAGCAAGUGCACUAUGAUUUUGGUUUACGAAAUAUUCUGUCAGUAUUAAGGACUAUGGGCUCUCAGAAACGAGCGAAUCCAGAGAGUACUGAAGAAAACAUAAUGAUGAGAGUGUUGAAGGAAAUGAAUGUAUCUAAACUAGUCGACGAAGAUGAACCUUUGUUUGUCUCUCUAAUUGAAGAUUUGUUCCCUGGUAUUAAGCUUAGUCAAACUGUACAUAAAGAAAUGCAACGCGCUAUAAACUUAGUAACAGAGCGGACGGGUCUCGUUAACCACCCCGAUUGGAACUUAAAGAUCAUUCAGUUGUUUGAGACAUCGCUAGUGAGGCACGGUUUGAUGACAAUGGGUCCUACUGGUUCUGGAAAAACUACCUGUAUUCACACAUUGAUGGCAGCAUUGACAGAAGUUGGCAGGCCGCAUAAAGAAAUGAGAAUGAAUCCCAAGGCUAUAACGGCCCCACAAAUGUUUGGUCGUUUAGAUGUAGCAACGAAUGACUGGACGGAUGGAAUAUUUUCCACAUUGUGGAGACGUGCUUUGAAAGUGAAAAAGUCAGAUACCACUUGGAUUGUUCUAGAUGGUCCCGUGGAUGCUGUAUGGAUUGAAAACCUAAAUUCCGUACUUGAUGACAACAAAACGCUCACAUUGGCUAAUGGUGAUCGUAUUACGAUGGCACAAAAUAGUAAGCUUGUGUUCGAACCUGACAAUGUAGAUAAUGCUUCCCCAGCUACAGUUAGUAGAAUGGGCAUGGUGUUUCUAUCUUCGUCUGUGCUCAAGUGGCAGCCUGUAUUGGAGGGUUGGUUGAAAAAGAGAUCACAGAAAGAAUCUGAUUCUCUCCGUACUGCUUUCAAUAAAGUUUAUGAUGAAGUUCAUAUGUACGUACAACAGAAGUUACCAGCUAAAAUGAAAUUACUGGAAGCUAUUUAUGUCAGACAAUGUAUUGAUGUUUUGAUCGGUCUCCUGCAAAUAGAAGUUCCUGGUGGCAAAGUGCACACUGACCGUCACUUGGAGCGUCUGUUCAUAUUCGCCAUGAUGUGGUCGCUGGGCGCCGUGCUCGAGUUGGAUGCGCGCACGCGCAUGGCCGAGUUCAUGACCAAGCUGCCUGUCAAAAUGGACUGGCCCGGGGCCAAGUCCAAGGAGUGGAUUAUGCCUUUUGAGUACAUGGUCAAUGAUACUGGAGUAUGGCAGCAUUGGUCUGAAAUCGUAGAAGAUUAUAUCUAUCCCUCGGACAGUAUACCAGAAUAUUCCUCCAUUUUAGUACCCAACAUUGAUAAUGUGUGUAUAUCGUUCUUGAUCGAGACAAUAGCAAAACAAAACAAAGCAGUUUUGUUGAUCGGCGAACAGGGCACUGCGAAAACUGUCAUGUUAAAGAGUUACAUGCAAAAAUACGACAAUGAGGUUAAGCUGUACAAAAUGAUCAACUUUUCUUCAGCCACCACGCCUAAUAUGUUUCAAAGAAUCGUAGAGUCGUACGUUGAAAAACGUGUUGGUAUGACUUACGGCCCACCUGGUGGAAGAGGCAUGACUGUGUUUGUAGACGAUAUCAAUAUGCCCAUUGUCAACGAGUGGGGUGAUCAGGUUACAAAUGAAAUAGUGCGUCAAAUGAUGGAGUGUGGAGGCUUCUACUCAUUAGAGAAGCCUGGAGACUUUAUUAUUAUUGCCGAUAUACAAAUGUUUGGUGCAAUGAUUCAUCCAGGUGGUGGUCGAAACGAUAUACCUCCUCGUUUGAAACGGCAAUUUAACAUAUUUAAUUGCACUUUGCCAAGUACUAUUUCAAUGGAUAGAAUCUUUGAAACAAUCAGCGCUGGCUAUUUUUGCAAAUCACGUUUCGAUAAGAAAAUCGUCGAAUUUAUGCCUAGAUUAGUGCCAGUUACUCGGAUUAUUUGGCAACAAACAAAGGUAAAGAUGUUACCAACACCAGCUAAAUUUCAUUAUGUGUUCAACCUUCGUGAUUUGUCUCGCAUAUGGGAAGGUAUCCUAUUUAUCAAAAGAGAAGAGUUACCGUCUAUUAAGACCGCUCUUAAACUGUGGUUCCACGAAUGCUUAAGGGUUAUUUCUGACAGAUUUACAACUUUUGACGAUAAGGACUGGUUCGUGGCUAACUUUUGGAAAACAGCUGCGCAAGAGUUACCAGAUGUGGCAAGCGAGUUUCCCGACCAGGAAACUUUCUUUGUGAACUUCCUGCGAGAACCGGUAGAACCGACGGGAGAUGAGGAUGAAGAUUUUAGUACUGACGCGCCAAAAAUUUAUGAAGAGCUACCUGCAUGGGACUUUGUAUUGAUGAAGCUGGGCCAAUUCCAAGAACAGUUUAAUGAUCAAAUCAGAGGUGCCCACUUAGAUCUCGUAUUUUUCCAUGACGCUAUGGUGCACCUAUUUAUUAUAUCCAGAAUUAUAAAUACUCCACGAGGUAACGCUUUAUUAGUAGGCGUCGGAGGAUCUGGCAAACAGAGUUUGACUAAGUUAGCUUCUUAUAUAGCAAACUUCUCAUUUUAUCAGAUUACACUAUCAAGAUCAUAUAACGUGAACAAUUUCAUGGACGAUAUAAAAUAUUUGUAUAGAGUAGCUGGGCUCCAGGGGCAGGGUAUUACGUUUAUAUUUACUGAUAAUGAUAUAAAGGACGAGCAAUUUUUGGAGUUCUUGAAUAAUAUUCUCAGCUCAGGAGAAAUAGCUAAUUUGUUCCCUAAAGAUGAAAUGGAUGAGAUACUAAAUGAAUUAACUCCAAUAAUGAAGAAAUAUGCUCCUAGAAGAAUUCCAGUCCCCGACGUUCUUUAUGAAUACUUCAUUAUGCGAUCUAGGUCAAAUUUGCACGUCGUUUUGUGUUUCUCGCCGGUCGGUGAAAAAUUCCGAAGCAGAGCCCUGAAGUUCCCUGGCCUCAUAUCCGGGUCUAUAAUGGAUUGGUUCCAGAAAUGGCCAAGGGUGGCGCUAAUUGAAGUAGCAUCUCAUUUUUUGGCCGACUUCCAUGUAGUAUGUUCUGCGGAGACAAAGCUGCAGUUGAUCGAAAUUAUGGGCAUGGUUCAGGACAAUGUGGCCGACACAUGCACUAUGUAUUAUGAUAGAUUCAGGAGGCAGACGCACGUCACUCCCAAGUCAUAUUUAUCCUUCUUGGAAGGGUACAAAGUUUUGUACAAGGAAAAGCAUAUGAACAUUGCAGAAAUGGCAAGGAGGAUGACAACUGGCCUUGACAAAUUGGUCGAAGCCGCUGCUAGCGUUGAUAUUUUGAAAAAGGAAUUGGAAGUAAAAGAGCUUGAAAUAAAAGAGGCGACAGCGAAGGCCGAAGAGGUACUCGCGGCUGUAGCAGAGUCGGCAGCUGCUGCUGAAGUGGUAAAGGCAGAGGUAUUGGAAGUGAAGGACCGCGCCGUGAACCUGGUCAGCGUAAUCGCUGCGGAAACUGCUGUCGCUGAGGAGAAGCUGGCUGCAGCUAAACCAGCUCUUGAAGCAGCUGAAGCUGCUUUACAGACAAUUAAUGCCGCUGACAUUGCGACUGUGAGGAAAUUGGGCAAGCCGCCGUAUCUCAUCACACUAAUUAUGGAUGCUGUCAUACUGCUAUUCCGAAAACGAAUUGACACUGUCAAGCCUGACCCUGAGAAACAAUUUUUGAUGGCUUCUUGGGCAGAGUCUCUGAAGGUAAUGGCAGAUUCAAGAUUCUUAAAUAAUUUAAAGUUUUAUCCAAAGGACGAGAUCAAUGCUGAAAUGGUUGAUCUAUUGCAACCUUAUUUCAACUUCAGUCAAUACACAUUCGAAGCUGCUAAAGUAGCAUGCGGCAAUGUCGCCGGUCUUAUUUCAUGGACCAUAGCGAUGGCACAGUUCUACUCUGUGAAUAAGGACGUCCUGCCUUUGAAGGCCAACUUAGCAGUUAUGCAGGGCAAGUACCAGGCCGCAAAGAGAGAGCUCGAGUCGGCUGAAGCUCAGCUGCAAGCGAAGGAGCGCGAGUUGGCUGCAGUACAAAAGCAGUUCGACGACGCCAUGGCUUUGAAACAAGCUGUACUGGAUGAUGCAGCCAAGUGCCAGCAGAAGAUGGAUGCCGCCACUGCACUUAUUAAUGGUCUUAGUGGCGAAAGAGUUCGGUGGACGGAGCAGUCGGCGCUGUUCAAAUCGGAGAUAGAGAGGCUGGUCGGCGAUAUAUUGUUGCUCACUGGGUUUCUAUCGUAUUCUGGACCUUUUAACCAAGAAUUCCGUUCGCUAUUGAUAGGCAGUUGGUUAGCUGAACUGUUGCGAAGGAAAAUACCUGUCUCUAUGAAUUUGAAUAUCACAGACCAACUCACGGAUACAGCUACGAUUGGUGAUUGGAAUUUAUGCGGACUACCGACAGACGAGCUGUCAAUUCAAAACGGCAUCAUCGUAACGAAGGCGUCUCGUUUCCCGCUGCUCAUCGACCCGCAGACUCAAGGAAAAAUCUGGAUAAAGAAUAUGGAGAAGUUUAAUGACCUCAUCGUUACUACGUUAAAUCAUAAAUAUUUUAGAAACCAUAUAGAAGAUUGCGUUUCACUCGGUAGACCGUUGUUAAUUGAAGAUGUAGCUGAAGAAUUGGACCCCGCACUAGAUAAUAUAUUGGAACGUAAUUAUAUAAAAAUCGGAUCUACUUUUAAGGUGAAACUGGGUGACAAAGAAAUCGACGUGACCCAUGGUCAUAAGAUUUACAUAACAACGAAACUACCCAACCCCGCCUAUACUCCUGAGAUUUCGGCACGAACUUCAAUAAUCGACUUUACUGUUACAAUGCAAGGCUUGGAAGACCAGUUACUGGGAAGAGUAAUUUUAACGGAGAAGGCAGAAAUGGAGGCUGAACGCACUCAGUUAAUAAUGGACGUGACCGCUAACCGCAGAAAAAUGCAAGAAUUAGAAGCAAACUUAUUACACAAGCUGACCACUAUACAGGGCUCUUUGGUUGAGGACGUAUCUUUGAUACAAGUGCUUAAUGUCACUAAAUCUACGGCCACUGAAGUAAAAGAAAAACUGGAUGUAGCAAAAGAAACUGAGAUAAAGAUCAACGCUGCUAGAGAAGAGUUCCGGCCGGUGGCAACUCGUGGCUCAGUGCUGUACUUCUUAAUUUGCAAUAUGUCGCUUGUAUGUAACAUGUAUCAGACAUCGCUGGCUCAGUUUUUAGAGCGGUUCGACAUAUCUAUGGAACGAUCUCCUCAGAGCCCUAUCACCAGUCGAAGAAUUGCAUUCAUCAUUGAUUAUUUGACUUACGACGUAUUUAAAUAUAUAAGUCGAGGAUUUUACGAGAAACACAAGUAUUUAUUUACACUGCUGCUUACUCUGAAGAUAGACUUGCAGAAGGAAUACAUAACCUACGAUGAAUUCCAAAUAUUGAUAAAGGGAGGUGCUGCUUUAGAUCUAAAUGCGUGUCCACCCAAACCAUUUAAAUGGGUAACAGAUAUGUCUUGGUUAAAUUUGGUGCAGUUAUCAGAACUUCGACAGUACACAAAUAUUCUUAAUCAAGUUACUAACAAUGAAAAGGGUUGGAAAAAUUGGUUUGACAAAGAAGCACCUGAAGAUGAGCCGUUGCCCGACGGAUAUAACUCUCUGGACGUGUUCCGGAAACUAUUGAUCGUACGUGCAUGGUGUCCUGAUAGAACACUUGCACAAAGUUUGAAAUACGUCGUAUUUUCAAUGGGUGCUAGAUUCUCUGAAGCGGUUAUUGUUAAUUAUGAGCAAAUGGUUCUGGAAUCACGACCUCUCGUCCCGCUAAUUGGGUUUCUUGCAAUGGGAUCUGAUCCAACGCCGUCUAUUGAAACUACAGCUAAACGUUUGGAGUGUCUUUGUUCCUCGAUAUCGAUGGGCCAAGGGCAAGAGAUUCACGCGAGGAAGCUUAUAGAUCGAGCUUUGAAAGAGGGUCUAUGGGUAUUACUACAAAACUGCCACUUAGGUUUAGAAUACAUGGUAGAGAUUAUGGAGCAGUUUGCAGAAUUGGAAAAAGAGCCAGAAAAAGUACAUGAGACGUUUAGACUGUGGAUAACUACGGAAGUUCACGAUAAGUUUCCCAUAACUCUACUCCAAAUGUCCAUCAAGUAUACUUGUGAACCACCUUCAGGUAUAAAGGCAGGUCUAAUGAGAACCUACGACUCCAUGAGUCAGGACUUCCUCGACUACAGCGACAGUCCGUUCUACUUGCCACUUAUUUACACAAUUUCCUUCCUGCAUACCGUUGUGCAAGAAAGACGAAAGUUUGGCCCGCUUGGAUGGAAUAUUCCAUACGAGUUUAACUCUGCAGACUGGCUGGCGUCUUGUAUGUUUAUACAAAAUCAUUUAGAUCAAUUGGAACCUGGGCAAUCUAUAAGUUGGACAACUGUGCGUUACAUGGUAUCUGCAGUACAAUAUGGUGGUCGGGUGACUGAUGACUACGACACACGUCUGCUGGUGACUUUCUGUAGAGUGUGGUUCUCUGAUCAAUUAUUUUCUGAGGACUACCAAUUUUAUAAAAACUACGGUAUAAUGAAGUUCAAAAAUAUCCCUGAAUAUAUUGAGGAGAUUGAGAAGAUGAAGACGGUUGAUCCACCUCAGGCUUAUGGUCUACACACGAAUGCAGAUAUAACAUAUCAACGCAAUAAGACCCAAGAGUUACUGGAUACAAUCCUCUCGAUUCAGCCAAAAGAGUCGAGCUCUGGUGGCGGAGAGACGAGAGAGGCAUCAGUUUACAGACAGGCCAAGGAAAUGCUAGAUAAAGUGCCUCCUAAUUUUGACCCCCAUGAAGUUAAGGAGAGACUAAGAUACUACGGCAUGCUGAAUUCGAUGGUAAUAUUUUUGCGACAAGAAAUAGAUCGGAUGCAAAAAGUGAUAUCUUUAGUAAGAACCACUCUAAAAGAUUUACUACUUGCAAUCGAUGGUACUAUAAUUAUGAAUGAGGCUCUCCGUGAUUCUCUAGAUAAUAUUUAUGAUGCUAAAGUGCCAAAAAUUUGGUUGAAAAGUUCGUGGUCGUCGUCGACACUCGGAUUUUGGUUUACGGAGUUUCUCGAGAGAAAUAUUCAGUUUUCAUCAUGGUGCUUCCAAGCCAGACCUAAUUCUUUUUGGAUGACUGGCUUUUUCAAUCCACAAGGUUUCUUGACUGCUAUGCGUCAGGAAGUAACUCGAGCCCAUAAAGGCUGGGCGUUGGAUAUGGUCACCUUGCACAAUGACGUAACGAAGUUCACAUAUGAGGAAAUAAAAGCACCUCCGCCGGAAGGUGUUUACGUACACGGAGUCUUCCUCGACGGUGCAGGCUGGGAUCGCCGUAAUCUUCGACUUUGCGAGUCAACAUUGAAAGUAUUAUACACCCCAUUACCAGUUAUACACGUAUACGCAAUAAACUCUACAGCUCCCAAGGACCCUAAACUGUAUCAGUGUCCAGUAUAUAAGAAGCCUGUGCGCACUGGACUCACGUUCAUCACACCUUUAUGGUUGCCUACUAUCAAAAACCCAGACCACUGGAUUCUUAGAGGAGUCGCCAUCUUGUGUGAUAUUAAAUAACGUUCUUACGUGUUUUAUUGAACAGUCUGUAAAUAACACUAAAACCAAGUGGCAAUAAAAGAACAGUGAAUCGCUCUGGAUCGCGUCUCUAGUGUAGUGAAUUCAGAACCGAUUUUUCAUAAUCGAGCCCUUUUUACUCUACAAGAAUAAUUCCAAUAUUGCCACUGAUUUUAGUCUAGUGAGAAGCCUGUUUUAAACAUAUUUGUUGUAUGUUUCCAUCAUUUACAUAUAUGCUACUUUUACUUUUUAAUAAUCAUGAUUGUAAUUCUAGAAUAGCUAGAAUAAUGUUUAGAUGAUUAACUGUUUACUAAUUUGUGAGUUGUUCUAGCUGUUUUACACUAUUCACGUAUUAGGUAAUUUUUGAAAUUUCUCAUAUAUAUUUAUUAUUAGAGGUUCGUAGUGGUUUAAUUAAUAAAAGAAUUUUACAUUUAAAUAUGUUUAUUACCUGUGAAGAUAUACCAAAGCACUGAGAGGUAUUCGGAUUGAAUUACGUAUAUUAAUUUAUUUACUAAUUAUUUUGAAUAUCAUGCUACAUUUAAAAUACUGCAUUGGGUAUGGAUGGUCUCAUUUCUUAAACAGCCAUGUUUUAGAUCACGAUUUUUAACACUUGCUAUAAAGCAAAUAAUCACAAAAUAAAAUCACUAAUAAAACAAUCGACUGUAACAACUUUAAUGGACGGAGCGCAUUCGCUGAUAUUGUAUUGUUUACAAUCACAUUGUAUGGAAGCAUUUAAUAGGGAUUUUGUCUUAAUUAUCCGGACCAUAUCCAUAUUUUUACAAAGAAAAUAGUCCUACCGUAUAUCUAAAUAUGUUAUAACAACAUAAUCUAGAAGUGAAUUGAGAGAAACUGUUAUGAAGUGAAUUAAAUAUUCUGUAAAGUUUAUAUAAAUAAUGUAAUGUACAUUUAAAUCCUUAACAACACGAUUUUAUUUUUUCUGCAUUAUGUCUAAAACUUUGGCAGUGAUAGGUACUUGAACUAAUUGAAGUAGAAAAUAUCAGUCUAUUAAUGGGCCUGUCUGAAAAUGAACUAGUAGGUGUUAGUUCGAUGCACGCACAUUUGUUGUUGAAAUGAGUUCACGAAAUAAAUGUUGCAUCUGACUUAAAAUUUUAGAUUAAGAGUAGAGCAACAUCUUAUUCUAGAAUUGUAUCUCUAUGUAAGUUUUGCAACAAAUUUGUCUUUGCAUUCCAUUUAGUUGUACAUACAGACAAGUAUAGCAUAUAACGAGAUCUAGCUUUCCUAAUGAAAUAUCGUAACAAUAACAUGGUGUAACAGAUUACAACAAUUAAGUUAAAAACUACGUAAUUAUAGUAUAUUACAGUCUUAUCAUAGUAAUAAUAUACAAAAUUAUUUUAACACGAUUGACAACAUUAUACUCGAUUCAUGUAUAUUUGGUAUAUUCAGUACACAAUCUUGGUGUAUUUUACAUGUAUAACAUUAAUUAGUAGCAUAUUUAUUUAUUGAAAUAGUGCAGACAGGAAAAUAAUUUAUAAACGAGAGAAAAGAUUUUGAAUGAAAAUCUCCAGACCCUCUGCAACCCAUUUGAGAAUUUCUUUCUCUUUUCGUAAGGUAUGUUAUUCAAGAUUGAUAUGAGGUAUACAUUUUGUUAAUAUAAAGCGAACUUACAAAGCCAGUAAGUAGCAAAGCCAUGGCUCUAGUCGCUAGUCAAAUUUAUACCUUCCUUUGAUAUAAAUAUUUUUAGAUUACUUAAGCAUAUUUUAAUUCGAUAAAAAUAAAUACCAAUACAAUUCACUGAAUAUGUUAAGCAUAAAUGAACAGAGUAUAAUGGAUAAUACUUAGGUUGUAUGAUAUAAAAUUUGCUACCAAAGAUAACAUUGGUUAGCGUAUAAAGGAAACUGUUUCUAUAAAUCUAUUUCUAAUAUAUGCACAAUUAAAAAUAUUUUAACAUCGUACGCGUAAAAAUAAUAUCUAAUCGUUGUUCGUUGUUACAACGUUCGUCACAUUUAACUUUAUAGUAGGCGUAUUGCCUAUACAAAUGUCGAAAUACUAAAAGGAGUUGCCUUUGGCUAAAUUAUAAUUACAAAGAAAUUAUUGCACACGU